AUGCCCAUUCCUUCUAUUGUCGUGAUUUCUGACUACCUACCCACCCCUGAUAUCUCGUCAUGGACUGGAAAUUUGGACCUGCAGAAGGUACCCGUGUCCUAUGGGAGGAGAAUACAGAGGGCCCGAGAAUUGUGCACUGCUGUAUCGAGUCAGGCUGAAUCAUGA
Fusarium venenatum is the source of this 165-nucleotide messenger RNA. The record is from RefSeq and is a predicted model, not a curated record. Lineage: Eukaryota; Fungi; Ascomycota; Sordariomycetes; Hypocreales; Nectriaceae.